Molecule: messenger RNA, 2439 nt
Organism: Schistosoma rodhaini
Lineage: Eukaryota; Metazoa; Platyhelminthes; Trematoda; Strigeidida; Schistosomatidae
Source: the annotation of a GenBank genome assembly
AUGUCGAAGUUAGACGAAAUAAUACCAGAAGAUGGCCUAGACAGUUUGUCAGGAAGUAUUUCAUCUAGUCUAGUUGGCAAUACAUACGCUGUUGAGUCAAUAAAUGAUGUCUUAUUAAUGCUUUCAAGGGGAUCUGGUUUUUCAGAACUAUUCAGUGAAAGUGAACAGAAAUGGUUCGAAGAUUUUCAAAAGUUAUCAAAUCUGUCCAAAUCAUUGAUCAUUCGCUUAUAUGGUCGGUCUCAAAAGAUUUUUCGAAAAUCAGAUCUUAUGAACAUUAUUCCGAAUGACAUUGAUCAAUGCUUAAGAGAACUAAACAGUUUAAAAUUUCUCUGUACAGAUAUGCAAUCGUUAUCAAGUGAGAUGUUGGUACAUGCUCUUAACCGUCAGGAGCUGGACCAGUUAGCUAGGAUGUAUAACAUCAAAAAUUUCAAAAGCUUAACAAUGAUUCAAUUGAGAGAUACUUUGUUAAAAACUUCAUCUGUUUCACCUAUGGCAUCAUUUUUCAAAGUUUCUAUUCAGAGUAAAGAUAGAUUUAAAGAAAUAAUAACUCGAAUUCUUCAUGGUUGCUGGUAUGUGGACGAGACAUAUACGCAGCUAAUUACUCAAUUACUUUGGUUAACGUCUCUUGGUUCUGAAUCAGCAUAUAAUAGACCGAAUAAAUUACAGUCGAUUGAAGCCAUUAUGAAAACUGAGCUAUAUUCAAUGAUGCUUGUUCGUCGAGGUGAACUUGUUUUUCCAUCAUACGUAGUCAAUCGUAAAUCUACAAUAUAUCAUACAAGUGACGAAUUUCAAAAGUUUCUGGAAUUGAUGGGUUUGGAAAUUCGUUUAGAAUAUUUAAUUAGUCAAAAAUUAUAUGAUCUUGCUUUACAAUUAUGUUUGGAUAAUAAAACUAAGUUAAUCGGCGAAGUUACGAACCUUUCAUUUCGCCGUAUUGAUCUACCUCAAUUUCUACGGCGUUUCACUUCACCAUAUCGUGCAUUUCGUUCAUUACUACUAAUGAUCGAUAUAUAUGAGCGUCAGAGAAAGUAUAAUGAAGCCAUUAAACUAAUUGAAACAUUAUUAUCUUUAACUUGGUCAUUACAUAAUGACGAUCAAUUUCUAAACUUUAAAUUAACUGGUUGUGUUCUAGAUCAGCUUGGUCCUUGUCGUUUAGGUUAUCUGUUAAAUCGUUAUAUCAUUAAUCAAGGCACACAUGAGAAACAACCAAUUAAAGCACUUAAGUACGUGACUAAUUACUUCAAAUUAUACAAUGAAUGUCAGUGUCUAAGAGCUGGCCGCCGUUUAAUGAUUCAUGAACAGCUAAUGAAAUUGUUUGACGGAGUGAAAAAAGAAGAAAAUAAUCACCGUAGAUCACAAAAUGGUUAUACUACUGCUGCUACUACCACUGAAAACGUUACCAAUAAUAAACCAUCUAAUGCUGGUGAUGAUAAAAAUAAUGCUUCUGACCGUAAUGGAAUAAAAAAUACAACCAGCCAAGUGAAACGUAGAAAAAUCCAAAAGCCUGUCAAUAUUCACGGUAAAGAUUGUGAGAAUAACAAUGAUAGUACUGAAGGAAUUUGUCGUACGAAUGAAUUUUUUAUUGACAGUGAAAAAGAAGAAUCACUCACGUCGAUACCUUCGCUUGUGAUUAAUAUCAAAGAACCUCCUAAAGUUGAAAUUACUGCUCCUAUCAAUGCAUCAGCUAAGGAAAUCGGUACACAUCGUCCAUAUUAUGUAUGGUUUGAAAAUACUUCACCGAACAAACUUCAACAACACCAAUCACCUCAAGAAUCCAAUACUUUGUUACUCACAGUUGAACAAUGGACUGUACGCUAUUAUAUGGCUAAUAAAAAUUUUGAACACGGCAUACAUUGUGAAUCACAGAUAUAUCAUCUUUUAUUCUGCAUACUUUUUUAUGAUAUUUUAUUCGAAAUAUCACCAUCUCCACCGGAUGUCUUCUAUUCAUAUCGUCAGUCAGCGCCAUUAGAUUUAUUUACAGAUGAAUUUUAUCAGUCGAGAAAAGAUUUAAUCGAUGCUAGAUUGCAAUGGCUCUUGACUGUUGAUCAAUCAGAUGAUCAUUCUAAUUCUUUGGCAUUUCGUAUCCAUACGUAUUGGGAAUUACAUAAUGGUGAACGUUGCGUGUGGGCUAAUUGGGAUUUAUUAAAAAAUUCACAGGAGCUUAUAGACAUAUUUUGGUGCCUUGGACCUUCUGUAGUUCACGAUGUUUGUCGUAAAUUAGCUACAGACUACAGAAAUUGGAGGUCGGGUCUUCCUGAUCUUUUAUUAUGGAGUCCUACAGAAACGCGAGCUAAGAUUGUAGAAGUUAAAGGACCCGGCGACCAUUUAUCCACUCAACAAAUAAUGUGGCUUGAUGUACUUGUCCAGGCUGGUGCUGAUGUAGAAAUUUGCUUAAUAUCAGCUGAACCACUAAAAUCGCUCCGUUCAAAAUUCAGCCAUUGA